AUGAUCCGUUUACUUUAAUUCCACAACCACCACCUUUUGGCGAAACACCGCUCCUUACAGUUAUAUCAUCUAAAACUCAACGUCAAGAUUAUGGUCCAUUUGCGACAUUGGGGGUUGAUCCACCUUUUUUCACGCCAGCAGAUAAAGACUAUAUUUACAAUAUAUUUGGAGAUGAAAAGGGAUAUGCAUACGCUAAAAGUCUUAAAGCAUUUGUGGCAGAUAUGGGUGAAGAGAUGAAUGUGCACGCGGAUAAGAUCAUAGAUAAUUUAACUUUUGGUGUUCAUAGCCUUGAUCGACAAGUAUCACAUAUAUUGUCUAAUUUAGAUUCUAACAGGCCUAUUGAUACCUCGGUUAUUAUUCAAACCGAGCUUGGUCCUGUAAAUGUGAGUGAAGAAAUUGAACGAAAUAAGCAGCUUUCAGCGAUAAAGAAGCAACAAGCUGAACUAGAUGUGUGGCACAAAGAUAAGAUUGAUUUAGACUUUUUGAUUAGCGAUCAAGAAAUAAUAUCUAUGACGAAAUCGAUGGGGAAUGAUCAGCAAAGUUUUCAAAAAAUGCUAGAACUCAAUGCUCAGAGCUUAAAUGAUUUGAUCAAAGUUAAGCAAGGUGUUAGUAAUUUGGAGUCACAACAAAAAGAAAAACAACUUUUUUCUGAGGUCAACAUUCGACUUUUUAAUCUUGUCCAGCAUGUUCCAAUGACUGAGAUAUCUUCAAGCACAUCUUCCCCAUCGCAAUCAAAUGCAAUAUCCAGGAUACAACCAUUUACACAAGAUCAAAUUCGCCCACAAGUACAAUCAUGUACAUCUGACCAAACGACCACGUCGUCGUUUUCGCUAACGCAGCAGCAAAUUUUACCAAAACGUUCGGCUAGCAUUAGUUCUACACCAGCUUUGAUUUUGCCUAACGUCGAACAAAAUGAUACGAUUAGCGCGUUAGCUCCUGCCUCUAUUUUGCACGAUAGUGCACCCAAUGUUAUGACCCCUAUCAGAGUACGUCAAAAGCCAUGCAAUUAUAAUCCGGCUGGAAAAUGUGCUAACUGCCAGACCACUGAUACACCAGGAUGGCGGGCAGGUGAAACACCUGACCAAAAACUCUGCAACGGUAUGAUAUUUUAUCAGUCGAUGUUUUCCUUUUGCGCAUUGCGCAACUGA
Messenger RNA from Dentiscutata erythropus, 1148 nucleotides. The record is from the annotation of a GenBank genome assembly. Lineage: Eukaryota; Fungi; Glomeromycota; Glomeromycetes; Diversisporales; Gigasporaceae.